UUCGUGAUCUCUGACAACGUAACACCGAACCUAAGACAACACAACACAACACAGCCAUGAAUCCAAACCUUCUCAGAAACUUGUCCUUCCACGCGCGUCGUCUUCGUCUCCCUCCCACUCCUUCCCUCCUCUCUCUCUUCUCUUCUCGCACUAACCCACCUCCUCUCUCCCACCAUACACACAACAAACGCGACCCUCUCGUCGAGGAUAUUAGCAACGAAGAGUUGAUGAGGCGUGUAGCAAAGCUUCAAGAGGAUGGUGCCGACGCAAUUCCUUCUAUGUUUGAGGCUAUAUUGCAGAGGUAUUUAACAGGCAACCCUAUAGAAGCUGACAAAGAAUUGAUGAGGGAAAUUCUAGGGAAGGGAACUGAAUCAGAAGAUGAUGAAGACGACGAAUUGGAUUCUGAUUUGGAAGGAAUAGAUGAUGAAACUGAUGAAGAAGAUUUUGAUCUUGGUUUUAGCAGAAGGAAUGAGGCUGAUGGAGGAAAGACCAAGAGAUGAAUGAGCUCUGCAAUUGCUGUCAAUAUUUGAAAUCAUCCUUUUUGGUGUGUUGGGUAUAACAGAUAGCAAGAGAUGCCUUUGGACUAGUGCUGUUAAACUGUAUGGUGUUUGUUUUGAAUUUCUUAUCUCUUGGUUGCAGCGGUUUUACUGUCUGUCAACAUUUGUCAUGGUGAGAAAUUUUGCGAUUUUGUGGUCAAUAAUCUCAAUUAAGA
This is a messenger RNA of Abrus precatorius (Indian licorice), 712 nucleotides long. RefSeq lists its product as uncharacterized. The record is from RefSeq and is a predicted model, not a curated record. NCBI's taxonomy places the organism in Eukaryota, Viridiplantae, Streptophyta, Magnoliopsida, Fabales, Fabaceae. The transcript has 2 exons. Bases 57 to 500 code for a protein of 147 amino acids.